AUGUUCGGGACGGGUCUCUCGGAUAUGGAUACAAGAAACGCAGCGCAUCGCGACAGGCACUAUAAAUCUCCGUGUCGGCAGCAACUUUCUCCUCAGUUUGCUGUCAAUUGUGAAACGCAACAGAGUCAGUCGUCAGUUAUGUCGCCCAUUUUGUACUACAUGCCCGAAGGAGCACCAUCUCGCGGUGUCUUGUUCCUCGUUCGUUACUUGAAUCUCGAUGUGCAGCUCAAGGUCGUGCGCACGUACAAAGAUGAGCACAAAGAUCCCGCCUUCCUCAAGUUGAAUCCGGCUCAUACGGUGCCCGUUUUGGAGGACAACGGCUUAGUUUUGGUCGAUUCGCAGGCAAUUGCCGUCUACUUGAUCGAACAAUAUGCCACGAAGACAAAUCUCUUUGGGAACUCUGUCAAGGAACGUGCUUUGGUGUUGCAACGUCUCUUCUUCAACGCCACGAUCUUCCAUGAGUUCAAAAGUCUCUGUGCUCCGAUCAUCACUGGCGCCGUGCAAAAGUACGAUCAAACGACCUUGAAAAAGUUGUUCGAAACUGUCGAACUUUUGGAAAUCUACUUGAAGGAUCAAGAUUUUGUCGCGGGCAAAUACGUGACUGUCGCUGACUUUUUCAUCGUUAACAACAUUAUUACAAUGAUGCGUCUCAAUAUGGACUUGAGCACCUUCAAGCACGUCAACGAAUGGAUUGUUCGCAUGAAGACUUUGACUGGCUUCCAAGAAUGCGAUCAAGGAGCUGUCGCUUGUGCCAAUUUGGUCCUUCCAAAAUUGAAGUAAAUCUCAAAAAAAUGUCAAUUCAAUAAAUGACUGAGUAGAUUCAAAAGAAUCUGAUAAGAUUAAAAAUUGCAUUUCAUUGUUUUAUUUUUUUUCGUUAAUGUUCUAUAUUGUUUUUGG
Messenger RNA from Culicoides brevitarsis, 897 nucleotides. Its product is annotated as glutathione S-transferase D4-like. The transcript is spliced from 3 exons. Bases 1 to 780 code for a protein of 259 amino acids. Gene Ontology annotation, biological process: glutathione metabolic process. The record is from RefSeq and is a predicted model, not a curated record. Gene Ontology annotation, molecular function: glutathione transferase activity. Lineage: Eukaryota; Metazoa; Arthropoda; Insecta; Diptera; Ceratopogonidae.